Molecule: messenger RNA, 940 nt
Organism: Rubroshorea leprosula
Lineage: Eukaryota; Viridiplantae; Streptophyta; Magnoliopsida; Malvales; Dipterocarpaceae
Source: the annotation of a GenBank genome assembly
AAGCAUUUCAUCUGACAGAACGUAGUGGAUCAAGACUCGGAUGGUUCCUCACCUUCAUUGUAAUAGUAGUCGUGAUGGGUGCUGGCCUAGCUGGUUAUAUAUUUUACAAAUAGAGGCUCUGGUCUUACAUGGACUCGGAGAUUAUUGCUAUCAUGUCACAGUACAUGCCAAUUGACAAUCAGCAUGCCAAAGAAGUUCGAGGUGAUGCUCAACCUUUACGGCAAACCUCAACUGCAUAAGCUAACUAGCCAUUUGUCACAAUGACCGCCUUUAAAUCUGUGCCUAAUUGUUACCUGAAGUGACUCCCAGUGUUAUUUGCAGGUUGUAAGCUAAAAAGUAAUGAGUGCCGAAGGUCUAGCUUCAGUACUGAAGAGUGCCAAAGUAUAGUUAGAUUGCGGUUAUGUUGGAUGCGAUACAGAACACUGAGACUGAACAAGUGUUGGAUGCAAUACAGAACACUGAAACUGAACAAGUUCUGGUUCCUGCCAUACUGAUCUAUAAAGACCAGCUAUACUUAUCUGUAUCCUGGCAGAACCUUUUUUUUCUUCUCCUCGUAGAUACUAGGCAAGAUGGUCAAGGUGUUUAUUAUGUAAACACAGAUAGAAGAAAGAAUACCGUAUCAUGUAACAGUCAAGAAAUAUGGAAAGUGAAAGAGAAGUAAAGAGAAAAGGAUGUGUAAAAUUGAUGCUGUUUGGCUUUGUAUCUUUAAGUUUGAGUAGACAAAUCUUGUUGAAAAUCGCCUUUGUGUGUGCUCUGAACAAAAAACCACUUACCAGUGCGUGUUUAGUGCAGGAAAACAUGGCAAAGAAUGUAAAAAAAAAAAAUUAAAAAAAAAAUUCAGGAAAACAUUUUCAAUUUGUCAUAUCUAGAAAAUGGUUUUCCUUCCAUUCUGUAACUUGAGCUUUGGUCUUUUGUAAACGUAUAAAGAAAAUUUCUUUCA